This is a messenger RNA of Pocillopora meandrina, 8522 nucleotides long. NCBI's taxonomy places the organism in Eukaryota, Metazoa, Cnidaria, Anthozoa, Scleractinia, Pocilloporidae. The record is from the annotation of a GenBank genome assembly.
CUCCCCCGUCUAUCACUACACCGGGUAGAAUUCCUUCAACCGAAAAUAGAAAUUGUACCCAUAAUUCUCCAAAUGUAGACUACAUUUUCGCUAGUAUUUUAAAAUCUUCUGGCUUUCCUUUUAUUUUGGAAUCACCAUGAGUAAGUAGCACUUUUCUCGAGGCCUUACAUCUCGCUCAAUCUUUUUGUUGUUGUUGGGGACUAAAUAUGAUCUCAUUUGUCUGAAGGUCGGAAAGCACGCGUUACUUUUAGCUACAAGCCCGAACAGGAAGAUGAACUAACCUUGGAAGUUGGAGACAUCAUUACUAAUAUAACUGAUGUGGACGUUGGUUGGUGUGAGGGAGAAUUGAACGGAAAGAGGGGAAUGUUUCCAGAUAAUUUCGUCGAGGAGUUCAGCACGCCUGGCGAGGAAGUAGCAAAUGCUGCACCACUUCCGAGCUCCAAUUCUAAAACAGGUCAGGUGAAACAUGAACUAAGAGUAAGAGAACGUUUCCUUGUAGAUUAUCGAAUCUUUUUAUUGGAAAAAAAAAAAACGUAAUUCGGGUUUGGCGGGAUUUAUUUCAUGACAAGCUGUUUCGCAUAGUUCUCAAAUAUCGAUUUCAUUUAAUUCGUAUUUGCAUAUGACUGCAAGUUAUAUUUGAAGUUGAAUAAUCUUUCUUACUAAAUUUUCGUGAGUUCAGUAGCCCUGAGUUUUUCAGUUUUAGUUAGAGCUAUGUUAUACUGAAUUAACAAAUGGCUUUUAAUUUUGCUUAUAAAUGUCCCCAUAACAAAAAUCUCGCGUUCUUCCUGUUUGUGAAGAGCUCUACGGAAUACUACAGUUUCGAUUUAUUAUUCUCUCUUGAAGCUUGUUUACCUCAUUUGUGAAAAUUGAAUAGCGUUUUCAAUUUGGACCUAUCUGUUUGCUCUUCAAUGUAUACUUUGAACUUUCCACUUCGGCUGACAUGCAUGAAUAUUACAAGGAUAUUUUUGUGUGGUAUUCGAAACUCUUCCUUAACUGAUGUCUACUUUCAAUUUGUGAGGUUUUCUGAUCGCUUUCGAAAGGAAGUUUCUGUGUUAAUUAGACAUUUUCCUCUAACGGUUAACCCUUCCAAAGUGAAACUAUCAAUUUAACAAAGAGAUGAACUGAUCAGUGGCAACUUUGGAAUUUGAAGUAAGAGAACAGUGACAUGAAAGGAAGAUAAUGUGUCUGUAAUGAACCUGCCAUAAUUCAGUAUGUUCUGUUAUCAGUUACCAGUUUUCUCUGGAAAAGAUUACAUGGUUCCAAUAAGAUUGGCUUUUAUUUGUCCAAGAUACAAUUUGCUGUGAAAUAAAUUCCAUUUGAACUGCUGAUUGAAAGCUAUGAUCUUAGCAGGUGGGCUGCAGUUUCAGUAUCUGCAGUAAAGAUGGGAUUUGAAAUCAAGCUUCUCAGAUACCAGCAGUCAAGAUUGAGGAGCCAGGCUUGUUUCUUCCAACAUCAUACCACCUGUAGAGACCUGGGGCAAAUGAUUGGAUGUGAGGAAAUGGAGGUUCUGAUUCCAAGAAAAAGUUCACUUGAUUGCCAGUCAAGAAAACUUUCUCUUUUAGACUGUUUUCUUUUCCUUUGGUCUGAUUAUUUGCCCCUAGGUUUUUUCUUUGUGAAUUUUACUUUACUAAAGUAUGUUUUGUUAAAAAUUUUCUUGAAAUUGCUUAUUGUAGGAAAGAAGGCCAAAGUAGCAUUUGAUUAUGAGGCACAAGAUGCUGAUGAAUUGACAUUAAAUAUGGGAGAUGUUGUGGAUUUUAUGGAGGAAGUAGAAGAAGGCUGGUGGAAAGGCAAAUUGCAUGGAAAAGUUGGUGUCUUUCCUUCUAAUUUUGUUGAAAUGAUUGAGGAAGAGGACACCAAUCCAAACCAAGACAAGCCAGCACAGAUAAAAAGUAAUUCACAAUUAUUUGACAUAUUACAUGUGUAUGUAUACUCUGGACAGCCAGUUGUUGUAUUGUAUCAAAAUAUUACUUAAUUUUUGCACCUGAAACUAAAUUAGUUUUAUACAGGUGUGUAUACUAAUUUUUGCAUUUAUCUGCUCAAAAAUGCCUGAAUUCAACGACAGUCCACUCCCUGGGUUAAAUGUGUUAAAAAAUCCCUAAUGUUUUUUUCCCGAGGCUCUCAAUAAAUAGAAAAACAUCUCUCUUUAUGUCAUGACCAAGUUUGAAAUUUUACCAUUUUUCUUAUUCCAUUCACUCAAGUGAAGCAUGCAAUUUUUACCAAUCCUGACAGUAUGUGGAAUGAGUAUCAUACAUGAAUCUGUUAAUUGCUUAGUUUAUCAUAGGAUUUCUGUGGCUCUGCCUUAGAGCCUCAAAGCAAGAAACCUGAGGGUCUGAGAUUUGAUUCCUAGUGAGGGCUCAGAAUUUUUUCUUUGUUUCAUGCUUAUGACAAAAUGAAAAAACUUCUUCCUCUAGGUCCUCCAGUAAUUUCAUACAAGUACAGUACACUUGUUGAUUGAUCUACUGAUUUUAAAACUAGAGUGUGUACAAAACCAUGCCAUCCUCAAUAACAGCAAUGCCAUAACUUGUGAAGAGAACUUGAGUUGGUGGCUUGAUAGUGUCCACACAAUACAUUUCCUUUAAAACUAUUGGGUAAUUUUUAUUGAUUUUCAUUCAUUUCAGCUGAAAAAGAGCCAACUGUCAGUCACGGUCGGUUAGGAGUUGCAGUACUCGAGGAUCAUGAUGCUGGUAUCAAUAAAAGACAUUCUGGUGUAGAAAAGGCUAAGCAGUUGCCUGGAGGGGGUAUGGGAUUUGGUAACCUCGUUAACCCCGACAUGCUUGCUAAGAAACUCAAGAAAGUCCAUCAUGACGAAAAGAAGGAGAAAAAAGACAAACUUGAAGAUAAAAAUGUUCCUGCUGAACCAAGCAAGACUGCUGCCACUGCAAAGGCACCUUUGGUAUGACUUUAUAAAUUUUCUCUCUAAGUCUCUAGGCCUUUAUCUUCCGAAUGCCAGGAAGACACAAAUUUAUAGACCUUGGUCAUGUAUUAUGUUUCUUAUGAGAGUCAAAAAUUAUAUUGAUGAUAUUUGGCCAAUGGAUGAUGAAAGGCACAAUUAAUGUUUACUUGCAGAUUUACUAAGGUUAAAGUGAUAUUUACCUCUCAUGGUUAGGAAAAUUUAGCAAAACUGGUGGGAAAAAAACCAGAUAUUUUUGAGGACAUAAAGAUCACUUCAUGACAUUGUUUUGUCCUCAAGUUCAAAAUCAUUUGCACCGACCAGAAUCAUAAAUUUGCAUGACUGUAUACCUUGAAUGUGUUGCAAGGAGAAAUUCUAUAAACAGGAUUCGGUGUGAUGUCAGCACAGAAUUUACAGUUUUUGUCCAUUUAGAAUCAAGACUUCAAAAUUUGUUUAAGUGUUGAUACUUGACUGGACUUAUUGUAACUUACAGGGGUUUUAGUUUUAGGUAAGCAAUAAACAACACUAUUCAGCAUAAAAUCCAGUGAUAUAAUCUUUUACAGGGUACCAAAUCAAGGCCUGCACCCCCUGUUCCAUCCACUCCUCCAAUUGUUCAACCAGGUAUAUUUUUUGCAUUGUUCACCCUUUAUACCCUUAUAUCAGUAUGCAUAUUCUCCAUACUGUUCUCUAUACAUUUCAUAUGGUACCUACAUGGAGAAUUUGUCUUGAACAGUUGAGAGCUUCUUUGGUAGGUGGUCUUUCCUUUGUUCUCAUGACCUUUAUUAAUUAAUGUUUCAUCAGAUAUGAUACUGUAAGCAUAAAUUAAAUGCUGGUCACUCGUAGGGGCUAAAGCUCAAGAGCUAUGUUAACCAUUUACGGUAUGAUAUGGCAAGAAAGAACUAGUUUUAAUACUGCUGCUUCAUCUACCAUCUAGUAGAUCUGGUUCACGCAAGUGUGUUUGUGCUAAUCUUACGUAUUUUAUUUUUAGCCAAGAAACCGACUGAACGUGCAAAAGUCGUGUUUGAUUAUGAGCCUGAAAAUCCUGAUGAACUUAAAUUAACAGAAGGAGAUAUUGUCAUUGUUACGAACCAAAACAUUCCUGACACAGAGGGCUGGUGGGAAGGAGAGCUAAAUGGAAUAGCUGGUGUCUUCCCUUCUAACUUUGUUGAUCUGCUACCAGUAGGUGCAGAAGAAGUUUUAUCAAAGGUAUUGGGGUUUUUUUUUCUUAGCACCUUAUUUUAUUGUGCUCUAAGAUUAAAUUGUGCUUCAAUCCUUCACCAAAAUCUAGGCAAAGUUCAGACAAAAGAUUUGAAAAUGAACACAUGUAGCCAACAGUACCCUGCAACCCUUUGCAAUGUUGGUUAGCACCCUGGAAACAGAGAGAAAAUUGUAGCUGGUUUAAAAGUCACUAAUACAGUGUAGGAGUGGGGUGCAUCCAUCUUGGAAUUCUUCUAUGAGAAAUAGGAUUUUCACAACAGAUAAGCACAUUUUUCCAGAUUUGGGCAUAGUGGUGUGGGUGUUCCAAUGGUGUUUAACCAGGAUCAUACAGCUGUACACUUUAAGAAGGUUUCAGUCCACCAAUUACUCUAGUUUCUUGUGCCUAUGGUUGCAUGAAAUUGCACAAAGUUUAUUGAAAUUUAAAUUUAGUUAUGUUUUGUCUUUUGGUGACUUGGUGCACUCAAUAUUUCUCUAAUUUCAAAUAUCCUUCUCUCCUCAAAAGUGUGAAACUCGUGAUAAUAAGAAUACAAUACUGUUUAAUAUUGUUGAGCACUCCUAUCAUUAGCUGAUAAUAUUAGUUGAACUUUACUUAGUUUUUACUUCCUCCAGAGUGACUGAGCUGCCAUUAGUAAAAGUUGCUGGCUGGAAUUUUACAAAAGGGAUCUCAAUAUUUGUAUGUCAGAGAGAAAAAAAGGGUUUAUCUGGAGGUUCUACUGUGUUGUACAUAUGAACACUGACACUGCUAUUGCCUUAUUACCAGGCUCCUGCUCCUGCUCCUGCUCCUGCUCCUGCUCCACCUCAGACUCACAAGAAAAGUGUUCCAGUUUUGCCUAUGAAAGAUGAACUGAAAAAAUCUCCAAGUAAGUAUUGUGGCCUCUGUUGCACUCCUUUUUGUAAUAAAUUGGGAUACUUUGACAAAGGCAGCAACUCAACAUCAUUUUGGCCCUCCUGCUCUUUCAAUGUUUUUUUUCUCUCGGCACAUUUGCACCCCUUGUGUUGUAAAUCCAUGCGGAAAGGAUUAGAGGAAUUUAAUUUGUUCACACACCUGUAGUAUAAAUUAUGUAACAAUACUGUCUUUGUACUUGUAUCAAAGUUGCCUGCAGAUACAGGUAGUGAUUUAAGCCUUUGGGACCACUAUUUUUGGAUCUCUGCAUCUGCAGAUAUUUUCUAAAGCCAACUUUAUACACUUGAAACCUGUUUGAGGAGGUAGCUUAGCCAGGUGGUUUGAGGAGAUCAAUCCAUAGGCUGCACUCCUUAAAUAGCCAAUGUUCUGCCUUGGGCAGGAUAACAUUUUUAACCAUUUUGCGGUUAUUUAUACAUACAUUUUAAAUAUUGUUCAUUUAUGUUGGCCCCAAAUUGCCCCAUGGAAGCUUGGGAAUAACUGAUUCAAAUAUGUGUUGCACAACCCUUUAGCUGUUAAUAAUAUAUUUGUUAGUUCAUUCACUUCUCUGUUUUUGAUAGUGUACCUGUAUCUCUCUGCUCAAAUCCACUCAGAUGUGGUAGACUAUCAGUUUAGUGCACUAUGACCCCAAUUGCUGCUCUGUGCAACUUUUGUGUGAUGAAUUACAAAUCAAAUCCUGACAAAUUUCCUUCCUUUGGUUUAACUUUUUGUUAACCCUUUCACUCCCAAGAUAUCAUUAUUUGUUCUCCUUACUGUCUGCCAUGUCAUUCUCACUGUGUUUGUUCAGAGAAUUUGGUAGUGGAUCAACUGAAUCAUGCCCUCAUGAUAUUUUUCUCUAUUCUCAACACUUGUCUGCUUGAUAUUAAAUUGAUAUAAUUAUAAGGAGAAAUUCUGUCUUGAUUACUCAUGGGAGUUUAAGGGUUAACUUUUGGAUUGUGCAGUUAUGACUUGUGCCAUGUUUAUUUCAUUUUGUUAAGAACUACCAAGGAAACAUUCCCCUCCUGUCUCUCCUAAAGAAGAAUCAAAUGUUGAUGCUAUCCCAGAAGUCAAGAAACCUGUCAAGGAUACAAGUGGGGAGCCCCCAGCUCCAGCGCCAGCCAAACCAAAGCCACCGGUGGCAGGUCAGAAGCCUGUUUUACCACCCAAGAAACCUUUACCAAUCCAUAAGAAACCUGCCACUAAAGGUAUAGCAAAGAAGCCUGAGAAGAAAGCUGAGAUUGAAAAUAGUAGUGUUGCUAAGAGUACUGAGGAAACAAAGGAUCUUGUUGAUGGCCUUUCGGCAGAGAAGCUACUAUCACAGGAAGAAGGGAUCAGUAAACCUCCUGAGAUCAAGAUGGAAAAUGUAGAAGGUGACCUCCUUGUUUUGAUGAUUUAAGUUAAUUUAGCCUACAUAAAGUGUUCCUAAGUGAAGGGACUACCCUAAGUAAGUACAUGUACACAUAUAUGGCAGUGUAUUUUAUGCAUGUACACAAAAAGCAGUCCAACCAUUGAGUAGUUAACUAUGAAGUUUUUUUUUUGUAAGAUUUAAAGUGGGUGUUUUUUUGCUGAAAAGGUGGUGGUGUUAAGUAUUAGGUUUGAUUGUUGUAGCUUAUCUUCUUGUAUACAUCUUAAGGUGAUGACAGAAGCUGAUGGCAAACACUGCAAAAUACUGUAAUGUGUGAAGUUGCUUUUUGCAUACUAUGAGAUGCAACCCUUUUAAAGACAAAUUUCUACCAAAUAGCAGUUCGAUCAAAACAACAGUACUAUAAGAUAUGAGUUGCAAGCAUUGCUGCAUAUAAAUGUAAACCUGUAUGCAUUUAUUCAUUACUGUUCUUUGCAAUUUCAAGACCUUGCAGUUGUAUGUUAAACAUUUCUACUUUUAUGCAGCCAAAUCACUGGUAUAUCCAGCGACUGCUCAGAGGCAUCAGUCUUUUAACAGGUGUUGAAUUAGCAAAAAGUUGAAUUGGUGGCUUUAAAGAGUGGUAACAUAAUGAUGGCCAAUUAAACCUUGUUGGGUACAACGUCAUGAGGAAAUUUUGGUUGUUCAAAAUGACUCUUUGUUUCAUUGCAGAAGGAGUGUCCUUAGAUGACAUCCCAGCCACAGAGACAUUAAAUCACCUGACUGCCAACCGAGCAAAGAAUCUGCACAAGAGGCGACCAUCCAAGGUUUAGCAAGUCCUUCUUGGUUGAAAUAAUAUUAUUGUGAUUAUCAGUUUUUUGCUGGAAGUACUUGUACUGUAGCAAAGCCAAGUGGUUAAAUUUGUGACCUGCAAAUUGUUAAUUCGAGCUCUGAACCAGCUACAGUAUAGCCAACUAAAUUACUUUUUGCCUAUAUGGAUCUUGUUGAUAUUCUUAAUCGUGAAAGCCUUUGCACAAUGAUUAACAUUACUGUUAGUAAACAUUGGAAUGUUUUUCAAUAAUUAAUGCCAGGGGCUGAGCAAACUGUUGUGAUCUUUCACUUGCGAACUCACUGAGAAUGGCUCUCUCCUCAGCACUUAUUUAUUAAGACAUUUGCCAAGAACUUAGUCAAAUAAGUUUUCUAUAGCGAUGUUUAUCUUGCUGACUUUCCUCCUGCUUUUUAGUUGGGAGCAGUUACUUAUCACUCUCCUAGGCUCUUUGGAUUUUGUUAAUUAUGUGUAUACUACCAGCAGUUUUGAUAUAGAUCUGAUGAAGACGUUUAAACUACAGUGUACUUUUGUUGUAGGAAGGACGAACGGACUCAGCUCGCUUAAGUGGAGGCUUACUAGAAGAGCAAAUAGCGGUAGGUUGUUAUGUUUAUUCCUGUUGGGGGGAGGGGGCGGGGGGUUAGAUUUGUGAAACCAAAUUAAGCAAUCACGGAAGCCAGACGGAAGAAAGGUUAACAUUGCAAGAAGCCAGUAAAAAUUUGAACGAUUUUGUUUCCUAGGAAACUAACAAACAGCCUCCAGAGCGUCCUAAAGAACCGCCCAGAGAACCUUCCUGGAAAAAAGAAGUUAGGGAAGCUCGGGAAAAGAAACAGGUUGCAGAAGAAAAGGUAAGGGUAAUCGGUAAAAAAUUUUGUUAGACUUCUGUUUCAGUUAUCGUAGUUGUUGCUUUUGUUGUGCGAGGCUCAAAAUGGCGAAAGUUUAGCAGUAACCAAAAAAUCAAACAAAAAGGAAGGCACUCGCAAAAAGCUUUUGAUAAAGUAAACAGCUGUCUAUUUUUUAUUUUAAGCCACCUCCUUUGCGGUCGUCCAAAACGGAGGCACUAGAGAAACGAAAAUCUCUAAAAGAAGAAGUGCCCGUACCACCAGUCCAAAAAGUUGAGCCUUUUACAACAGCGUCAGGUGAGGUGGAGAAGCUGCGAAAGGAGAUUGUGGAGCUACGAGAGAUGAUGGCUAAUAUGGAUAAGAAACAUGACGAUGCUAUCAAGAGAAUGGAGGAAAAGUUUACCCUGGAAAUAGAAGGACUCAUAAAUGACUUUGAUGAAGAAAGGAAACACAAUGCAGCGCUCAAGGUGGAAUUAGACAGAAUUAAAAGGCGUAAUGCUCGCCAUGAUACUGGAACCUCAGCUUGA